Messenger RNA from Cuscuta campestris, 2405 nucleotides. Lineage: Eukaryota; Viridiplantae; Streptophyta; Magnoliopsida; Solanales; Convolvulaceae. The record is from the annotation of a GenBank genome assembly.
CGAUCAUGGGCUCUUCUUCUAGAAAUCUCUAUGUAGGAAUUGGAGAAGGUCAAUCAACUUUUAGGCCACCACUCUUUGAUGGCACCAACUACUCUUAUUGGAAGGAACGGAUGAGAAUCUACAUUCGUUCCACCAACUUCCAAUUGUGGUUGGUGAUCAAAAAUGGCGAAGAAAUCCCUAUGAAGAAAGUGGGAGAAACCACGGUCCCAAAGACCGAAAACGAAUUUGAUGCCGAGGACAUCAAAAAGGUCGAGAAUUAUGAAAAGGCAAUAAACAUGCUUUAUUGUGCCGUAAAUCCUGAUGACUACCGCAAAAUCUCUUGCUGCUCAACCGCCAAGGAGAUGUGGGAUAAACUUGAGGUGACGUACGAAGGAACGGACCAAGUACGUGAAGCCAAGAUCGACUUCCUCACCCAAGAGUAUGAGAUGUUUAGAAUGAAGGAGCACGAAAACAUCGACGACAUGUUCGAUCGAUUCUCCAAGAUAGUCAACGAUCUUCAUACUUUGAAGAAGACCUACACCGAUAGGGAUCUUGUGCGAAAGAUCCUACGGAGCUUGACAUCCGAAUGGCGAUCUAAGGCCGAUGCCAUCUAUGAGUCAAUCGGCACAUCAAAUGUCACCAUCGACGGUUUAAGAGGUAACUUAAAAAUGUAUGAAUCUACUAUACUUAACCCGUCUUUGAAUGACCAGAGAAAAGGCAUAGCAUUAAAAGCCUCCAAAGAAUCGACAAUGAAUGACUCAAGCGAUGAUGAUGAAGUCAAGCUUGUCAUGAAGAAGUUUUGCAAACUUCUAAGAAAUAAAGAAAAGACGAAGCCGGUCGACGCUUCCACUUGUGCCCCUUCUUCAUCCGCGGCACAAGUGGUCACAGUUGCCCGGUCUAUGAACAAGGGCUUUAUCCCGCUGGAUGACCGGUUGCUCUUGGAGGAGCUGUCGUACAUGCAAAAAGCUCAAAUCCAUGAGCUACGCAACCUUAUGCCCUAUGGUUACCAAUUGUCCUUCCGGGCAACGUGGAAGAAUAUUAUUUCCCUCCACACCGGUACAACGAUUGCUAUCCCCUACCAUUCCAUUAAGGAGUUGGGUGAAUUCUCCAUUCAUCCCUUCAAAAUCCUCUUCCUCGAGACAUAUGGGGUCAUGCCCGGGCAGUUAGCCCCCAAUGGUCAACGUAUGCUGAGCAGUUUCAUCAACGUCUGUCGUUUUCUUCGUAUCCCUCUUUCUCUUCGCCUUUUUAAUCAUAUGGAGACUGAUGACCUGGCCUCCUGGGAAGCCACCCUCCGGACCGGGGACACCUCCACCCGUGGUCCCUACAACGUUGGGAAGUGGGGGGUCUACCCGGGUCCGGAGACUGAUCGUGAACUCGAGAUUGUUCUGGGAGAGGUGAUCCCAGACGCAAUCCCCCUCCGCCGCGUCCAAGGGUCCAAAGCCCCGGUGUCUGCUACCACCGGUUCCUCGCGCCGGGGGAAGAAGAAGAAGAAAGGGCGGCCAACAAGUGGAGGGAGGAAACGAAAGAGGUGGAGGACCCAGGCUGUAGACCAGUGUGCCGAGUCCUUUGAUGCCGGCAAAGGGCAAGGCGGGCCCCGUUCUUUGGCCUUGAUGGCCCGGUCAGACGAGGAGCUUUUCCAAGCUUUUUGCGCCGACCUGAACGAGGUCGGUCGAAUCGACCAGGAAUGGUUUACCCAGCUCGUCAAAUCCAAAGACGAGGAGAAGGCCUGGCUGGAGGGCAUGAUGGUGGCCUGCCAAAAGGAGGCCAAAGGCGCCCAUCAGAAAGUAGAGAAGACUGAAGAAAAGUUGCUGGAGCACAGCGCAGCUUUUCGCAAGCUCUACGCUAAGCACGAAGGGCUGCUGAAUGUCUCCAAAGAUACCGAUGCUCAAGCUCAAGAGAAGAUCCAAGAACUUGAGGGGGAGAAGGCCCAGCUGAAGGAGGAGGCCGCCCAGCUGACGGAAGAAGCUGCACGGUCAGCUCAAGAAAUCACCCAUCUGAAGGCGGAACUUGAAAGGGAGGGAAGUGAACGGGCUACCUAUGCUGCAGCCUUGGCAGCCCAAGAGCCCGACCAGUUUGCUGCCUGGGUAAUCCCCAACAGGGAGGUCAGCAUACGAUUCUUCCAAGGCCUCUACAAGCAUGAAAAAUCGGCCAAGGUCAUCGAUGAGAUCGGGACCUUUGGUUACGAAAGCGGCCAAUAUCAAGAGCGUCGGGCGCUUUAUGGCAUCCUUCAGCGACGCAUCCAAGGUUUUGAGCCUAAGGCCUUCUCCCUCCCCGAGCUUCACAAUGAAGAGCUGGUUGCCACCUUCGAAGGGAUUUAAACAGAUGUGCUUCCCUCUCCCUUUUCUUUUUUUUGUUUCUGGAUGUAAUAAUUUGGCUCCGGGAACUUUGUAAAAACCUUUCAAUAUUAAUGAAGUUAUAUUUUCCAU